CACAUUUUCAUAUUUUCUCAAUCACAUUGUUGGAGUUUCUUAUUUUAUCUCUCCACAUAAAAAUAUAAUAGUCAUUUAUAAUUAUGGAUAAAUUCGUGAUUCGGCUAAACGCCACCCCCUCGACCUCAACUACUACUGCCUGUACCAGCAGCACCGUAAUUGACUCUCCUCCUCCCUCGCCAGCAGAACAACCCCCCGUGAAGAAAGCAAAACCUUACGCCAAGGUCAUCCCACCACAACGGGAAACUUCGGUUGAUUGGAGAAGCAGGGUCAUUUUGAGUGAUGACAAUGAAGUUGGAUUUCUCAACUCGCAGGAAGAGUUUGAGAAUUUGUUUAGCGAGGGUCCACCCACCCCCUCCUCAUCCGCUAUUUUGCCCAUACCGAACCGAUUCACCAAAUCUCCCCUCUUCACAGUACGAGUGACAAUUUUUAACCACCUUCAGGAGAAAUAUCCCUUGAUUGAGUUCACCUUAGAGACUGUCGAGUCAACUGCCGAGUACAAGAAUCUCAUGCAAUUGUGGAAUAAACAUUUCAAAAAAUUUGAGAAGAGUGACCCAUGGAAAGCGGCGUCUCCACCCGGUGUAACGUUUCUUCACGACAAUCAACCAGUGGGAGUGAAGUAUGUUGAUGGGAGAUUGUUUUAUAAAGUCAAGAAGGAGGGAGUGAAAUUUGUGUGGAAUACCUCUGUCGGAUCCAAAUGCAGGGUGGAAAAUUGUUCUGAGAAGACUAAUUUGGAUGGACAUUGCUACAGCCACAACAUAGUAAAAAGGGAGAUUUUGAUGAUUAGGGACGUGGCCAAUUUGGACAAGAUGAACUUGACCCUCGUUCAGCCGAACUUGAAGAAGGGAAAGUUCACUGAUCUCGGAUUAAAUUUAUGUCUACGAGGACCGCAUUACGACUGUCGGGCAAUCGGCCAAUACCUCGCAAAAUUUCCUACUGCGUGGUUUGUAAUAGAAAAACGUUGGGAAUAUCUCAACGAGGAAAGCGUGAGGAAGUUUCAAAGUUUAGGGAUUCUAAUGUCUAUCAUGGUGUCAUUUCACAACUCUGUCGCUGCAAAACCAUCAGAGCAGAUCAAGUUCAUAAAUUGUGAGAUCUACACAAAGUCUGCAGACUUGGAUGACGUGAACAAAACUUUGGCGUUAAACAACAUGGGUUUCGAAAUUAGGGAUGACAACAACUCCCUUAAGUUUGAAAAUUCACCUUUUGUUCCCACAAAUUUCAACCGCAAGCUCCCUUACGUGUAUGUGGGGGAUAAUAAACAGGGUGGUUAUCGAUUCGGGGAAGAUCGUUCAGAGACCUGUCGGUCUGUUGUUAAAGGAUCCUAUAGUCACCAAAGCGCUAAAUCCACCACCAUGGCGGGGAUCGACCCCGAGAACAGACACAAUGUGUUUCAAGCCGACCCACCACGUUUACAGCAGAAGAGAGUUUGAAAAAGUCGCUGGAAGUGGAGACGUUAGGCCACAAGGGGGUUCUCGUCGCUAACAUGUUGGGAAUGAAGACAGUCGGUGGUCAGGAUGUUUACAAUCUAGCUGAAAAAUUUGCCCAUUUCGAUCAUGGCUGGGAUGAGGAUAUUUUUAAAGAUUUUAUUGUUAUGAUGACGGGUAAAGGGAUUGUUGUAAAGAAAGAUAAGCUCAAAACUGUUCCGACAGAGGUGGAUUUCAUGGUUCCGAUAUUUAAGACUGUAGGGGCUGGGGAGAAGAAGCGACAGGUUUUAGAUACCGAUAAGAUGAAAAAGGAGGGUGUUCAGAAGAAGGUUUACGAGAAACUUAUUAUUAAUUGGAUUUAAGAGCAUUCGUUAAACUAUGUGAUGUUAAACUAUUAUAUUAUAAAUGAAUUUGUUGGUGGAUGUCAUCUAAGUUAUCUAAGUUGAUGGAUGUUAUUUUCACAUCCAUCCGUGGUUUCAAUGGUAUUUUUAUGGGUUUUAUGGGUUUCAUUGGGUUUUUAUGAAAUAAAGUAAACAAAAAAUUGCAGAUAUAAAAAAUAUAA
Molecule: messenger RNA, 1986 nt
Organism: Folsomia candida
Lineage: Eukaryota; Metazoa; Arthropoda; Collembola; Entomobryomorpha; Isotomidae
Exons: 4
Coding region: 84-1430 (448 amino acids)
Source: RefSeq, a predicted model, not a curated record